Messenger RNA from Jatropha curcas, 1870 nucleotides. RefSeq lists its product as uncharacterized. The record is from RefSeq and is a predicted model, not a curated record. Lineage: Eukaryota; Viridiplantae; Streptophyta; Magnoliopsida; Malpighiales; Euphorbiaceae.
UAAAACAAAAUUCCAUCGUUAAGAUGAAUCACUUUCUCUUUCUCCAUCUUCAUCCCUUCAUUUCUGUGAUUUUCUGUCAACAAAGACCCUUCAAAGAUUAACGUACAAGAUAAGAGCACAAAGUGUAAAAAAGGAAACCAAAUCUUGAUCUCUAUCAAAAGACGCCAUUUCCUAGAAUAAUGAGUUUCCUUCAAUACCCAGAUGCAGCGAACGCACCAGAGCUCCAGGUAUGGAACAAUGCGGCAUUUGACAACGGCGAAUCAGAGGAUUCAACUGGGAUUAAAUCCUCUUGGUGGACUCAAUCUCUUGAAUCUAAUUGCAGUAAAGAGAAUAUGAGCCCUGUUUUUGAGAAAUCCCCUGUUUCUCUCAAAUCUUCGGUUUCUUCAAUUUCUAUCAAGCCUCUUAACUCCAACAGCGCCAUCAUCAACGCCCAAGUGAAUCCACUGAAGCUUGCUUCAAAACCGGGUUUGGUGUCCAAGAAUGUAAAUCUUGAAGAAGAGAAAAAUCGUGAUGAGAAAAAGAUCGAUAAGGAGAUAGAAGAGAUUGAGAAGGAAAUAAGCCGCCUAUCAUCAAGACUCGAAGCGCUGAGGCUUGAAAAAGCACAGGGAAGUCUGAAGAGUAUUGAAAAGAGAGGAAGAGUUGUGCCUGCAAAAUUCAUGGUGCCAAAACAGACUGCAAAGAUGGAAGAGGCAUUGGUUUCAAGUGCAAAAACAAAUAUUAAUCGAAGGGGAGUCAGUUUAGGGCCAUCAGAGAUCUUUUCUGGAGCUAAGUCUAGGUUAUUGAAUAAGCAAGAAAUUACUCCUGUUUCUACACAGAAUCGUAGAAAAUCUUGUUUCUGGAAACUUGAAGAAAUCGAUGAAUUAAAAGCAACCAAAGAAAGAGGAAAGAGCUCAAGUGUAAGUCCAAGAUCACGCAAAACCAUGCCCAAGAUUCAAGCUCCAAAAAUGGCGGCUACUACAGUUGGGCAUAAAAAGUCAGUUAGGAAAGAUGAUGGUUUUCUUGCAUUAAUCCAACCCAAGACUCUAUUCAAAGAUGGAGAAAAAUCAGUGCCAAACAAGAAAUCAGUGAAAACUGGACGGGUUGUGCCAAGUAGGUAUAAUCAGAUUGCAAGUAACCAGUCUAAUGGGAAUUUAACUGCUAGUGAGGCUCGAAAAAGGUCUCUUCCUGAGAGUGACAAGGAAGAUGGAAAUAAGAGGCGUGCUUCGCGAGGCAAUGGAGUUAAUCAGAGAAAUGAGAGUGGAAAAGUGAAGAAGAAAUGGGAAAUCCCAAGUGAAGUAGUGAUGUAUAAAAGUGAUGAGACAGUGGAGGAAUCUCUGCCGGCACCACCUGUUUCUGUAAUGGCUGAUGUGUUACCAAAGAUCAAGACUUUUCGAUGUGUCAAUGACACUCCUAGAGACUCUGGUGCUGCAAAAAGAGUGGCUGAUUUGGUUGGGAGGAAGUCUUUCUUUUGCAGAGAAGACGAAGAGAUAGCAGAGGACUUUGUUUGCCAGGCUCUGAAUUUUGAAGAAGAAGACGAAGAAAUGUGAAGAAAUUUUAGCACUUCUUUAAUUGCGUAACGAUGAAUGUUGAACAGCCAUAACUCUUAUUAUGGGAUGUUCUGGUCUGAACGGAUUUUAAGUUGUCUAGUUAUUUGAUAUUUCUGCUAUGCAGUAAUAGAAUAAGUUUGCCUCUUGCCCGUGGUUGAUCAUAACUGUGAUUUCAGCCUUCUUGGUAAUGAGCUGUUAUCAAUUUGAGAACUUAAAUUCUGCAAUGAUAUGCUAUCACUUGUUCCAAUUUGUUGCUUUCUAUUCUGAUGUAUAACAACAGUUUUCUUAGCCACACUUUUUGGCCACUAUACAGAGUGGAAGGAAUUGUAAGCAUUUUGGUCUCA